CGUCCGAUUUUCAGAAUUCCCCAUGACAAGCAAGUGGUCGCACCAAUAGUACUUGACAUUUCGGUAUUACACUGAUAAUCAAACAGUACUGAGUGUUAGUUUUAGAUAUUUGACCUCAACAAUGAUCAAAUCGUACAAGUAUAUAAUCAUAGUUUUGAUUCUAUGUGUUUACCUCGAGGUGAGAGGACAAUAUGAAGGGGACGAUUGUAACACCGAAGCAGGUGCAGCGGGAAUCUGCACUUACCUCACGGCUUGUCAAACUGCUAGAGACAAUAUAAUGAAAGGAAUUUAUCCAACUGAUAUUUGCGGUUACGAAGGGACCCAAGUUAUAGUUUGUUGUGUUGCUAGUACACAAUCAACAACUACUACUACCACAACAAAAAUACGACCUACGCGAAAAACUACCACCACUACCACUACUACUACUACAAUGAAAUCUAACGGGGGUACUCAAGUUGGAGAUAAAGCUAAAAAAAUGUGUCAAGCAUACUCUCAAUACGCUUACGAAAAAAUAGAAAAUCCAACUUUAUCAGUGACUGCGACAUUUUCAAAGGUUCUCGAAUGUCCGUUCCAAAAUCAAAAACUAAUUGUUGGGGGUACCAAGGCAGGUAAACGUGAAUUUCCACAUAUGGUUCAAAUUGCUUAUGGAACUGGAGACAACAUUGGUUGGGAUUGUGGUGGUUCACUUAUCAGUGAAACGUUUGUUCUAACAGCUGCUCAUUGUUUAAAAAGUCUCACCAAAGGAGAUGCUAGACUAGUUAGAGGAGGUAUUUCAAAUCAAAGUGACACAUUACAUCUACAAGUAAGAAACGUAAUUGAAAGAAUCAAAUAUCCAAAUUACGAUUACAGAAAAUAUCACGAUAUAGCUCUCUUAAAAGUGGACGAAAGUUUCGAAUUAAACACAUAUUUGCGUCCGGCUUGUCUUUAUACAGAACGUACAUUUCCUGUUAUAGAGGCUAUAGCGUCAGGAUGGGGGUUAACAGAUUUUGCGAGUGACUCACUUAGUCAAGAUUUACUAAGGGUCGAUUUAGAAUUUUUUUCUACUGAAAAAUGUAAUAAUACGUACAGAAAUUUGAUUCGGAUGCAAGAUACUGAGUUGCCAUUGGGUAUUAUAGAGGAUAUCAUGGUUUGUGCAGGAUCAAGAACCGAUAGAAAGGACACAUGUCAGGGUGAUUCCGGAGGACCACUUCAAAUUAUUCGUAAAGACACCAAUGAUAUUAAAUGUAUGUACGAUAUAGUUGGAGUUACAUCUUUUGGAAUAGGUUGUGGUUUGGCCAAAAAUUUACCUGGUGUAUACACUAGAGUAUCAUACUAUAUCAAGUGGAUAGAACAAACAGUAUGGCCGUACAUCUAAUUAUUGUAGAUAUCAACAAUUAAAUAAAUUUUUUAUAUUCAAAA
This is a messenger RNA of Diorhabda carinulata, 1398 nucleotides long. Its product is annotated as serine protease Hayan-like. Gene Ontology annotation, molecular function: serine-type endopeptidase activity. The record is from RefSeq and is a predicted model, not a curated record. Bases 122 to 1354 code for a protein of 410 amino acids. NCBI's taxonomy places the organism in Eukaryota, Metazoa, Arthropoda, Insecta, Coleoptera, Chrysomelidae. Gene Ontology annotation, biological process: proteolysis. The transcript is spliced from 6 exons.